Penicillium antarcticum is the source of this 2652-nucleotide messenger RNA. Its product is annotated as ribonuclease P/MRP protein subunit POP1. Bases 1 to 2652 code for a protein of 883 amino acids. NCBI's taxonomy places the organism in Eukaryota, Fungi, Ascomycota, Eurotiomycetes, Eurotiales, Aspergillaceae. Gene Ontology annotation, cellular component: ribonuclease MRP complex; nucleolar ribonuclease P complex. The record is from RefSeq and is a predicted model, not a curated record. The transcript has 2 exons. Gene Ontology annotation, biological process: tRNA 5'-leader removal.
AUGGUCUCCAACGCCCCCAAGCGGAAGCCCUUCGGUCAGCCUGCAAAUGGCGCAUCCGGAGCAGCUCGCAAACGGGCCAAAACUUUCGACGCCCGCACCUUGGCCGUGCAGUCGACCGACGCCGCCCUCUCCGCAACGGGCGAGCUCGAUGUGGCCGCUUACUCCGCAGCUCGCGCAUUCGAAAUCCAGGCGCUAGAGGAGGGAAUGCAACGGUCGAAAAAUGUCCUGACGACGCGAGCUUUUCAGAAAGUGCCCCGCAAGUUGCGCCGGCGAACGGCCAGUCAUAAUGUCAAGCGUGUUCCGCGGAGGUUGAGGGCUCGGGCGAAGCGAGAGAUGGUCGAGGACAACACGCCCACUGUCACGGCGCGCAGACGCAAACCAUCGCAUAUGAUGCGCAUUCGACUCGAAACCGCUCGCCGUCUUCAAGCUAUUAACGCCAAGACGAAGGCUCGGCGUGUGGCUGCGAAGCAAAAGCGAGACCAAGAGAAUGGGUCAAGCCUGGAAAAAGUGGGUAGCCAUACCUUUGAUAUCGCACCGCGGGUUCCCAAGAUCAAGAAGAACAAACUUUCUCGACCGACGCCGGCAGAGCCCAAGUACCGCAAGCGCCAGAAGUGCAAAUACUGGCUUCCGACCCAUUUAUACCAUGCCAAACGUGCCCAUAUGGCAACAAGCAAAGACCCAAUCUGGCGCUUUGCUAUUCCAUUAUCUCCUACGGAGAAGAGUUACCGACCCACUCAUCGGGCUCGAGGCGCUAGGGGAGCUGUGGCGUGGGAUAUGAGUUAUAUGUCUACUAUUCAGCUCGAGGGCACGGAAGGAGCGAUCCAGGCUGCUCUCAUGGCUGUUGGUGUCAACGGGGACAGUGCAUGGGGUACGAAAGGGAAGAAAUGGAGAGCAGGAACUCGAUCUCUGAAGGCCUGGACCUUUGAAAAAGAUCAUGCAAAGCGUCCUACUGCGCCUGUCACAUUGCUCUGGUGUGCUGCCCCCACAGAAGAAGAUGCUGAGAUGGUCGACGCCGUUCAAUCUCACAAAACAUCAAAGAAGAAUCACCGAAAACUCUUCAUUCGGGUCCAUCCCUCGGCAUUUCUUCAACUGUGGACAGAUCUUCUUGAUGUUUCGAAAAAGCAGAAUCCCCCUGUCAUGGUAGAAGAUCUACGAUUUGAAAUUGGCAGCAUUGAAAUCACCGGGCCAGGGUCUGUAGAGGCAUUGCUGACAGCAUUGAAGCCGAUUAUUGGAGCUGACGGCAAAGCCCCAGACUGCAGCCCGGAAGCUGUCUGGCGAUCACUUAUUGGUGUAUCAAACCCCUCUUCACUGCCACAAAAUGCCCUCCUUUCCUUUGAUAUUUCCGAUCCACGUCUGCAUUUCCCCUCACGCACUAUUCAUGUCCCCGAUAACGAAUCUCACAUGACCGAACUUGCUGUUGCGCUCGCCUCAUGGCACCCAGACAAAACACAAGGACCGUCCUCGCUAUUUGACCGAUCAAGUCGGUUGACGGCGUCUCGUCUACUUCCAAGCCAGAAAGCCAUCAACAGACGCCGUACUGUCGCUGGACCUGGUAACUUCCCGCCAACGCAACUUACUGACCCCCAAAUUCCGGUCAUUAUUCUUGCAAACAAGCCCCCAGCUCGGUCUAAGCGCAGCAAUGCUCCCGGAUCUCUCACCGUUCUUUUACCAUGGAAAUGUGUCGUUCCAGUCUGGUACUCUAUCAUGUAUUACCCGCUCUCAAGCGGAGGAAACCCAUGCCUCGGUGGUUUGAAGGAGCAACAGCAGCUUGCUUUCGAAGCCGGCGAGCCUUGGUUUCCUGGAGACUUCCCAGGAACACGAGCUGGCUGGGAAUGGGGACAACGUGAUACUGAAAAAUCCCGACGUGAAUGGGAGCGGCGUCCCAAGGGCCGUCGUGCCGAAUAUGAUAAUAUCUUACUGGGCGAGGGCCGUCCUAAGGGCGAGAUUGGUCGUGGUUGGGCCUGUGAUUGGGAACGACUCCUUCAAGGGCCCAGAUCAGAUGUUCCUGAUUCCAAGAUCGAGAAAGUCGAGACCAGUGACAAGAGCUCCAACGACAAGUCUACCGAGUCUCAGGAUAAGGUCACAGAUGAAAAUGCCAGUCUUGCUGUUCCACCACUCGACAUUCACAAUGUCCGUUUUGCUCCGGUGGAUACCCAUGUCACUUUGAGCAAGCUCAGUGAAACAUCCGUUAAUGCUUCCACACUCGCCUCUGUCUAUAUCUAUCUCACUGGGCGCGGAACUCCUACAUCCCAUGCCCGAAUCUACCGUCUUCCUACAGACCCAGCCCUACGCCGGCAAUGGCUUGAUCUUGCUUCUGUGCGUCACAAGGCUACUCCGUCAAAGACCUCAAAGAAGGCAACAUCUGAGCCUGCUUCCGAGGAAGCUCGACGUCUCCUUGCCGAAUCUCUCGUCUUGGGCUCUGCUGCUGGAGAAACGGACUCUGAGCAUCUGGAUGUUCCUACUGAAGAUGAUCUGAUUGGAUUUGUUACUACGGGUAAUUAUAAUCUCUCAGAAGCCAAGGGGACAGGAAUGGGCUGCAUUCAGCUGUCUAAGGUGUUGGAGUCUGAUGUCAAAUCAUCUGAGAGAAGGAUGUGUAUAAUUCGGACUUCUGGACAGAAGAGUGGGCGAUUAGCGAUGUGGGAUUUUGUAUGA